Molecule: messenger RNA, 1142 nt
Organism: Raphanus sativus (radish)
Lineage: Eukaryota; Viridiplantae; Streptophyta; Magnoliopsida; Brassicales; Brassicaceae
Product: mitogen-activated protein kinase kinase kinase 20-like
Exons: 1
Coding region: 51-1103 (350 amino acids)
Biological process (GO): protein phosphorylation
Molecular function (GO): ATP binding; protein kinase activity
Source: RefSeq, a predicted model, not a curated record
CAGAUUCCAACUAGGGUUUAUUCGGUUGCAGUAAAGUAAAGUUUAGAAAGAUGCCGUCUAUGGAGUUUAUGAAACCCUUAGGAAAAGGCGCGUAUGGUUCAGUCGAUCUCAUGAGAAUCACAAAACCAGACGACGGCUCGGAACCAUGCUACCAUGCCGUGAAAAGCUCCUACGCUCACGACUACGAGUCUCUCCGCAAAGAGUUUCGGAUACUUUCCAAACUCAGAAACUGCCCGAGAAUCGUGCAAACCCUAGGGUCAUCUCUCGAGAGAGGUGUCGAUGAUUAUGGAGUCAGAGUUUACAAGAUGUCGAUGGAGUACGCAGCUGGUGGGAGUUUAGCUUCUUUCAUGGAAACAAGAUCGUUGCGCGACUCGAUGAUCAGAGACUUCACUCUCAUGAUUCUUCAAGGACUUGUCUCUAUUCAUAGUCGCGGUUACGUCCAUUGCGAUCUCAAACCGGAGAAUCUCCUUUUGUUUCCACGUCAUGAGAGUUUUGGUGGCGGCUUGAAGUCUACGUAUGAGUUGAAGAUAUGUGAUUUUGGGAUGUCCACGAAAGCUGGAGAGGAGUCAGAGUUUUGGGAGUUUGAUUCUCCCUUCUUGGGAACGCCUCUUUACAUGUCGCCGGAAUCUGUUCAGGACGGCGUCGCGGAGAGGGCGUUGGAUCUGUGGUCGCUAGGCUGCGUUGUUCUGGAGAUGUACACCGGAGAAGGGCCAUGGCCGUUUGCAGAUUCAAAGGAUCUUUUGCCUGAACUGUUGAGUGGAAACGGGCCGGAGAUUCCACAGUCUCUUCCUUGGGAAGCAAGGCAGUUUCUAAAGACGUGUUUGGCAAGGAAUCCAGAUGAGAGAGGAAGCGCUGAGGAGUUGUUGAAGCAUCCGUUUCUUCGGAAUGUUUCUGAUGAUCAGAAGAAAGUGAUGGUUACCGGCGCCGCGGGAAGUAGGAGAGAACCGGCGGUUGUGCUUGAAUCUAAGGAUGCCAAAAAGAAGCCUUUAAGAGUGAAGAUUAUUCCACCAAAGCCCUUGCAGUUUAAGAAAGUUUCUCAUAGACCCUUGAGGUUGAAGAUUAUACCUCCAAAACCCCCAGGAUGCAAGCUCAUACAGGUUUAGUAGAGUGUGUGGGUAUUAGUCUUUGUUGCUUGAUUGAGA